AACCAUUCUCCAUUAUUCAAUUCAAUUCUAAGCGUAACUGCAUAUAAUGCUCGCUCUCGUGCCCUCGCCGGACGAGUUUACGUUGCCUGCUAUAGCACAACUGCUGUCCUCUCCGAUCACACCGCCACCGUUUCAACCGUCCUCCCCUGCUCCUCCGAGAACUGAGGAUUCUCCGGCGCAGUGGAGACCGAUGGCCGUGGGAAUUGCUGUAGGCUGUUCGGUGGUGAUUUUCGUUUUGAUAAUUCUGUUCGCAUUCUGGAAGAAAAUGAAGAAGAAAAGUUCGGAACCGGAAUUCGGAGCCGGAAAAGGAGACAGCCGGCGACGUGACGAUCCGCAUCGGCGUUCAGAUUUGGCGAUUACAAUACAAUCUUCUUCAGCAGCAAUUUCUGCUGUUAAUGGCGAUUCGGGAUUGAGCACUCCAAACUCGGAAGCUCCAUUUCUGGCGCUCUCGCCCAACAUUUCCUUCCAAAGAACGAGCACGUUCACGUACGAGGAGCUGCAGAGGGCAACAGGCGGAUUCUCGGAAGCCAACCUUCUAGGACAAGGUGGAUUCGGCUACGUCCACAAAGGAGUCCUCCCCAACGGCACAGAGAUAGCGGUCAAGCAGCUCAAAGCCGGCAGCGGCCAGGGCGAACGAGAGUUCCAGGCUGAAGUCGAGACUAUCACCAGAGCCGACCAUAAGCAUCUCGUCUCCUUGCUCGGCUACUGUCUCUCCGGUUCCUGGAGAAUGCUCGUCUACGAAUUUGUACCCAACAAUAAUCUCGAAUUUCAUUUGCACGGAGAUAAAGCGACGCCCGUGAUGAAUUGGUCGACGCGGUUGAGAAUUGCGCUCGGUGCUGCCAAGGGACUGGCGUAUCUGCACGAAGAGUGUAAUCCCAAAAUCAUUCACCGGGACAUAAAGGCUUCCAACAUUCUGCUCGACCUGGAUUUUGAAGCCAAAGUUGCAGAUUUUGGGCUGGCCAAGCUAUUCGACUCUGACCAAACUCAUGUUUCUACACGAGUGAUGGGAACAUUCGGAUAUCUGGCACCGGAAUAUGCCUUCUCCGGGAAACUGACGGAGAAGUCGGAUGUGUACUCAUUUGGGGUGUUGCUUCUGCAGUUGAUCACAGGUCGGCCGACAUUUCGAAAAAACAAAGCUACUUCCAACACUGAAUGUCUGGUUGAUUGGGCCAAGCCAUUGCUGGCACAAGCCCUGGAAAGUGGAAAUUUCGAUGCCAUAAUCGACCAACACAUGCACGAGGACCACAACCGCAGCAAGGAGAUGGAGCGUAUGGCGGCCUGUGCUGCUGCCUGCGUCUUCCAUUCUGCUAAACAGCGCCCUAAAAUGAGCCAGGUGGUGAGGGCAUUAGAAGGGGAUACAUCCAUGCUGUUGGACGUCGGUAAAGAGCAGCUGCUGCGCCAACAACGCAGCAGCGCAUACAUUUCUGAUUCAAGGAGCUCCGAAUACAACACCGCACAGUACAACCAAGACAUGGCCAUGUUCAGGAAAACGGCGCUGGAAAGUGAGGACUACAGCCACUGCAGCAGUUCAAGCAGCGGCGGCGGCCAUGGAAACAGCAAAGGCCAACCUGGUAGUAGACAUUUGGGGACAUUAACAGAGAAGGUGCAAACAGGCGAUUGAUAUACAUAUAGAGGAUCAAUGCACUCGAUAUACACGGAUUUCCGUUUACUGAGGGCAUUUUUCCAAUGCAUCCUUCUGUAUGUGCAGGUAUUUUUAAACUUUGCACAUCCUUAUCUUAUAUAUGAGAAUAACAUUAUAUAUAUUGAAAAUUUCCGAUAUUAGUUUGAAAUAUAUUUUACUCAUGGUUAGGAAAAUUAUUAACUUGCUCAA
Andrographis paniculata is the source of this 1831-nucleotide messenger RNA. Its product is annotated as proline-rich receptor-like protein kinase PERK1. The transcript is spliced from 8 exons. Gene Ontology annotation, molecular function: ATP binding; protein kinase activity. The coding region runs from base 47 to 1621 and encodes 524 amino acids. NCBI's taxonomy places the organism in Eukaryota, Viridiplantae, Streptophyta, Magnoliopsida, Lamiales, Acanthaceae. Gene Ontology annotation, biological process: protein phosphorylation. The record is from RefSeq and is a predicted model, not a curated record.